This is a messenger RNA of Australozyma saopauloensis, 1551 nucleotides long. Its product is annotated as cytochrome P450. NCBI's taxonomy places the organism in Eukaryota, Fungi, Ascomycota, Pichiomycetes, Serinales, Metschnikowiaceae. The transcript has a single exon. Gene Ontology annotation, molecular function: heme binding; oxidoreductase activity, acting on paired donors, with incorporation or reduction of molecular oxygen, reduced flavin or flavoprotein as one donor, and incorporation of one atom of oxygen; iron ion binding. The record is from RefSeq and is a predicted model, not a curated record. The coding region runs from base 1 to 1551 and encodes 516 amino acids.
AUGAGUCUCACACUCGAAAACCAUUUGCUUAAGUACGCUUUGGUGCUUGUUGCCGUUGUUGGGCUUUAUAUUGCACACCGGAAGUACAUCGAGCACAAAUUCAACAAGAAAUACGGAUGCAAGAGUCCAGCCACUAUCAAUACCGGAUUUAUGGGUGUUCCAAUGCUUCGUGAAGCUUUGAAUAAUUUAAAGGAAGGUACUGUCUUGGAGUACUUCCAAUCCAGGAUCACUGAGAACCAGGUCAAAACUUACCAGAUGUACGUCGCCCAGAUGAAACUCAUUUUCACAAUUGAUCCAGAAAACAUCAAGGCUAUUUUGGCUACUCAAUUCAACGAUUUUGCUUUGGGAUCUAGACAUGCCCACUUUUUGCCCUUACUUGGUGAUGGAAUUUUCACUUUGGAUUCCCAUGGAUGGAAGAACUCCAGAGCCAUGUUGCGUCCACAAUUCUCACGUGAACAAAUAUCUCAUGUUCGUUCAAUGGAACCUCAUAUGCAAACAUUGGCCAGUCACAUUCGCAAAAACGCAGGACAAGUGUUUGACAUUCAGGAAUUGUUCUUCAAGUUCACAGUUGACACUGCGACGGACAUUUUAUUUGGAGAGUCUGUUUACUGUUUAAGGGAUGGAACCGUUCCUCAGAAGCCCCCCGCUGGUGGAUUUCAGGGCCGUGAGAAGUUUAAUGAGGCAUUUAACAUCACUCAGAAAACUUUGGCUUCUCGUGCAUACUCUCAAAGUUUUUACUUCCUUGUUAACAGUCCUGAAUUUAGAAGAUGCUGCAAAAUUGUACAUGGUUUUGCUAGAUACUAUGUGGACAAGGCUGUCCAGAUGAAUGACGAGGAGUUGGAGAAGAAAUCUCAAUCAGGUUACACCUUCUUGUAUGAGUUGGCCAAGACUACCAAGAAUCCAAAGGUUUUACAAGAUCAGUUGUUGAACAUUAUGGUAGCUGGUAGAGAUACCACCGCUGGUUUGUUGUCCUUCACUUUGUUUGAAUUAUCUAGAAAUCCAGAUGUCUGGGAGAAGUUGAAGCAAGAGGUUUACGCGUCUUUUGGACAUGGCUCAGAGGAGGACAUUGCUGCCAUUUCAUUUGAGAGCUUGAAGAAGUGUGAGUAUUUGAAGUAUGUUCUCAACGAGGUCUUGAGACUCUACCCAUCUGUCCCAGUCAAUUUCAGAGAUGCAACAAAGGACACCACACUUCCCACAGGUGGUGGUGAAGAUGGCAAGCUGCCUGUCUUCAUUCCAAAGGGAACAACCGUGGCUUAUACCAUUUACUGUACGCACAGAAUGAAGGAAAUCUAUGGUGAAGACGCUGAAGAGUUUGUUCCAGAAAGAUGGGCCGCUCAGCCCAAGCUUGGAUGGGCAUACUUGCCAUUUAAUGGUGGACCAAGAAUUUGCUUGGGUCAACAGUUUGCUCUCACAGAGGCUUCGUAUGUGAUUGUCAGACUCAUUCAAAUGUUCCCCAACUUGACUUCUGCAUACACUGGGGACAAAAUCCCCAAAAAAUUGUUGCAUCUCACAUUGUCCAUGUAUGAUGGAGUGCCAGUUCGCAUGGACUAA